Molecule: messenger RNA, 1786 nt
Organism: Eucalyptus grandis
Lineage: Eukaryota; Viridiplantae; Streptophyta; Magnoliopsida; Myrtales; Myrtaceae
Product: leucine-rich repeat-containing protein ODA7
Exons: 10
Coding region: 206-1573 (455 amino acids)
Molecular function (GO): protein binding
Source: RefSeq, a predicted model, not a curated record
CGACGAUUCUCUCGGGAAAUAGGGUUCAACCCAAACCCGACCCAGCUCGGGUAAAUCGGGUUCAACCCGAAGCCGACCCAAACAAAACUCGCCGGCAUUUAUGCCGCUGGCGGUCUCGCCCAGGUUCCUCGUCGGCCGUACUGCUCGACCGGAGCAGCCAUAGCUAGGGUUUCAGAAGAGAGCAUCGUUCCCUCGAACGUCGACGAUGCCGGUGGGACGUCUGAGCUCCGAGCAGCUGCUGAAAGACAGCAACGAGCAGGACGCGGACUCCGUCUCGUCCUUGAAACUCGACCAGAAGGCUCUCACCGAUGUGGCGUGCCUGGCGGACUUCAAGAACCUGCAGAGGCUCGAUCUCGGCUUCAACAAUCUCGUUUCGCUCGAGGAUUUGAGGCCGUGCGUCGGCUUGAAGUGGUUGUCCGUGGUCCAGAACAAGCUGCGGAGCUUAAAAGGAAUCGAAGGGCUCUCUAAGCUCACUGUGCUAAAUGCUGGGAAAAACAAGCUUAGAUCCAUGGAUGAGGUUAGGUCGCUUGUGAGUCUACGUGCGUUAAUUUUAAACGACAACGAGAUUGCUUCCAUAUGCAUGCUUGACCAAUUGAAAGAACUGAACACUCUCGUUCUUUCUAGGAAUGCUAUAGAAGAAAUUGGCAAGUCCUUGAUGAAGUUGAAGUCACUUACAAAGCUCUCUCUCUCAAAUUGCCAACUCCAAGCUAUUGAUACUUCACUCUCCUUCUGCAUUGAACUGAAAGAACUUAGACUUGCUCACAAUCAGAUUACGUCUCUGCCAAGUGAACUUGCUCAGAAUUUUAAACUUCAGAGCUUGGAUUUGGGAAAUAACUUGAUUGUGAGCUGGUCGCAUGUGAAGGUGCUGAAAUCGCUUGUUAACCUCAGAAACCUCAACUUACUAGGAAAUCCUAUUGCUGAAAAUGAGAAAUCAAUGAACAAGAUCAGGAAAGCUCAACCAAGUUUGCAGAUAUUCAAUGCAAAACCCAUCAAUAAGAACACCAAAAUUGAGAGGCUUGAUGUCGAUGUCAUUGAUGAAUUUCCUCCUGUCACUGAUGGCAAAGAAAUCAAAGAGGAAGAGCGAAGUGACAAGAAAUCCAAGCAUAACGUGACCAUGGGCAUUUAUAGUGAAAGCGGUGGGCAAGGACAGAAGCGGAAGAAGCAGAAAAGCAAGGAUGAUUUGCUUAGAAAAGAAGGUCCAGUCCACGACAAUAAUGACGCGGCACCAGAGCAGAAAGAGAGGAAAAAGUCCAAGAGGGCAAAAACCAGCGAACUUGAUAUUAUCGACAACACCGAGGCUUCAUUUAUGGAGCUUUUCCAAGCUGAGGAAGCUGCAGAUAAUCCCAAAGGAGUUGGAGAAAAGGGUGGAAUUGGUAAGGAUGUGGAAGAUGGGUUUUUGCUGGGUGGCUUGGUUUGCAUCCCUAGUAAGAAGAAGAAACCAAAGAACAGGUCCCUUGAUCCUACUCAACUACAGUCGUCAACAGAUGAAAUUGGUAUGGGGGCUUAUCUAGUUGGGAUGAUUAGGCUACAUGGUCGAUCAUGCUACUGCAUUGCCAUCUCAAACUGCUGUUGAACCCUCGAAUUGCUGGCUCUCAUCUUGUUCAAUUGAAGAUCGAACGCCUUAUCCGAUUUCUUCUACUAGGAGGACUUGAAGAUUGUAAUGUUCUGGACCCUAACGACCAUUUCUUUUCCAAGUCUUUUAUGCACCCUAUUAAAUCCAUUCCUGCUCUUGGAGCGAAUGUUCAUUACGAAAGGCAUUUUAACAGGGCGAGUUCUCUGUUCGAAA